Messenger RNA from Drosophila rhopaloa, 1004 nucleotides. RefSeq lists its product as uncharacterized. Lineage: Eukaryota; Metazoa; Arthropoda; Insecta; Diptera; Drosophilidae. The coding region runs from base 98 to 835 and encodes 245 amino acids. The record is from RefSeq and is a predicted model, not a curated record. The transcript has 3 exons.
CAGUAGCACUAAGCUACGAAAAAUUGUAUUGAAUAAUUUUUUAAAAAACCGUAUAAUCAAUCUCUGGAACUAUUACAUUUUCGAGAAGUAACACAAAAUGAAGGACCUGGACGAUACUUUGGAUACCCUGGAAAAUGCACGUUUCAAUUAUGUGUAUGUGAAAGCCAUUGCUCAGCUGGGGAAGGACUCGAUCUUUACGUAUAACGAGCUGGUCAGCAUUGUGAUGCUCUACCAUAAGUUUGUCCUGGUCAACGGAUCCAGGGCUAAAUAUAUGACUAUACUGCAACUCACCGUGCUAAUGGAGCUCUUGUUCGAGAUUGUGGAUCGCGACAUUAUUGCGACAAUUGUCUAUAGAAUUGCCCAUACUCCGGGCUCUAGAAAUUCUGACUUUUUCCCAGAUAAACAUGUGCAUUUGGAGGCCUUCGUGAGGCUAUUUACCAUCUAUUUUACCAGAGAUUUGCAGAUGAAGAUGGAGUUUGCCUUCUCGAUCUACGAUAAGUCCGAUUCCAUGCAGUUAUCUGGCGAAGAUGUAGGAUUUUUUGUUUCUAAAUUUUUCGAGAACGAAGAUGAAGACGAAGCCAUGGAGUUGCGAUUGGACAUGAAGGAAAUGCUCUUCCUAAAAUUCGAUCUGGACAAAGAUACCAAUAUUCAGGUGGAGGAAUAUUACGAGGUGGUACGCCGACAGCCAAUGUUGCUAGAGUGUUUUGGUCGUAUCUUUCCCCCCAAUCCUCGCAUGGAGGUCCUUGCUCUUUGCGCCAAUGUUAUGUCCUGGUUUGACGACUCUCCCAAUCCAAGGAUAAUGACAAAACCAGACAAUGGAAAGGGAGUUAUCUGAAGGGAAGCGCUAUACAAAAGAUCCCAAGUGAUAGUAGAUUUUAAAAUUAAAUCGUGUUAAUGUAAAAAAAUGUUUGCCAAUUAGGGAAGACGAAAAGAAACCCAAAGCAACAACAUAACAAAAAUUACAUUUUUGAUUGUAGAUAUUAAUAAAAAAGAUUAAGAUUUAA